Molecule: messenger RNA, 666 nt
Organism: Aspergillus mulundensis
Lineage: Eukaryota; Fungi; Ascomycota; Eurotiomycetes; Eurotiales; Aspergillaceae
Product: ESCRT-III subunit protein SNF7
Exons: 4
Coding region: 1-666 (221 amino acids)
Biological process (GO): late endosome to vacuole transport via multivesicular body sorting pathway; vesicle budding from membrane
Cellular component (GO): ESCRT III complex; multivesicular body; cytoplasmic side of plasma membrane
Source: RefSeq, a predicted model, not a curated record
AUGUGGUCAUGGUUCGGUGGUGCGGCGGCGCAGAAGCGCAAGGAAGCGCCGAAGAACGCCAUCCUCCAGCUGCGGAGCCACCUUGACAUGCUGCAGAAGCGCGAAAAGCACCUGGAGAAUCAAAUGAACGAACAGGAGGCCAUCGCCAAGAAGAACGUGACGACAAAUAAGAACGCCGCCAAAGCCGCCCUCCGACGGAAAAAGGUACACGAGAAGAACUUCGAACAUACACAGGCCCAGAUUGCACAGCUGGAGCAGCAGAUAUACACCAUCGAAGCGGCCAACAUCAACCACGAGACCCUGACCGCUAUGAAGGCUGCUGGCGCAGCCAUGGAGAAGAUUCACAACGGCAUGACCGUCGAGCAGGUCGACGAGACGAUGGACAAACUGCGGGAGCAGCACGCCGUCACCGACGAGAUCGCAAAGGCAAUCACUGACACGCCCUUCGGCGAGCAAGUGGACGACGAAGAUCUGGAGGCGGAACUCGAGGGAAUGGAGCAGGAGGCUAUGGACGAGCGCAUGCUCCACACAGGUACAGUACCGGUUGCAGACCAACUCAACCGGCUACCUGCGCCAGGGAAUGCAGAACCCGCCAAAGCGAAACAGAAAGAAGAGGAAGACGAGGAAGCCGAGUUGGAGAAGUUACGUGCGGAAAUGGCCAUGUAA